Molecule: messenger RNA, 3094 nt
Organism: Caenorhabditis sp. 36 PRJEB53466
Lineage: Eukaryota; Metazoa; Nematoda; Chromadorea; Rhabditida; Rhabditidae
Source: the annotation of a GenBank genome assembly
AUGCGAAGCAAAGUGCGUUAUCAACUUCUGGAGGCGUCGAGCGCACCGAAAACUUGCCGUUUCCUCUGGUUAUUUCUCUUCCUGACUGCCUGUAUUCUCGUCUACAUCUUCAUUUCCGAGAGUAAAAACUCUAUGAUCAGUAGGCGACAGUUUUUUUUUACAAAAACGUUUACAAUGUUCAUUUCAAUUUCAGAUACACUGAUACCAGAUGUGCGGAAUCCGAUGACCUACGAGCAAGUGAUGGACGAGUUGCGGAAUGAAAUUAAAGAGAGAAACAAGAUUAUCACGGAGUUGCAGAAGGAUUUUCAGCAUUUGGAUAUCAAAUCUGACCUGGUACCAACUGGUUUUCUUUUGAAAAAGCGCUUGGAUACUAGUAAAUAAUUAAGCAGAUGGCACUAUUAAUCUUUAGUUUUCAAAAAGUAUUGAAACAGGGGCCUAGAAUUACAAGCAGCAAGACCGAGAGCAGUACCAUAAUACCAUUUAUUCAGAACGAUAUAUCUCGGCUUUCGCUGGAGAUAUCCAAAAGUUGUCAACUAACAAAUUGCUCCUUAAAACAUGGUGUACAAUUCAUCAGUUGACAACUUUUUGAUAUCUUUACCGGCAUCCGAGAUACAUUGGACGUUAUUAGGCUGCACAGUUUUUACAGUAAUAACUUGAAAUUUCAGAAGCCAUCCUACCGAAAACGACCCGAAACACAGCACAUUGACUGCGGAAGGAUACUUUCUGGCGAUAAGCCGUAUCUAGAGACCGUAUCCGGAAAGAAUCGAGUGAAGAUUGUCGAGAAUCAGGGCCUCGACAUGUCGUGUUCGGCGAUUAUGGACCGAGUUCUUCCGUCGGGGACCGUUCUGCGGCCAUUGGAGAAGGGAGUGGCGUUCGCGCGGAUCGUGUACGCGGACUAUGAGAUGAUCGAGAAGCAGGUGCAGAUGUCCUACCAUCCACAAAACACGUUCUGUUUCGCCAUCGAUCGGAAAGCGGCGCCCAAGUUCCACGAGAGAUUGAGGGCGAUGGCCGAGUGUUUGCCCAACAUUCUUCUCUUACCAGGUCAGAUAUUUGAGCUCUGAAACUGUUGACACAGAUUUGAGCGUUGAGUUUUGCCAAUAAUUCGAUUCGCCAUUCCCUUCGAUUUCCAGAUGAGGAACCGGUCGACUCCGCGGGCCACAACAUCAACCUCGCCCACUACAAUUGUCUGCGUGUGCUCAUCAACAAACCCGGCUGGAGCUACGCGAUUCUUCUGCAGAACCACGACGUCAUCAUCAAAUCGGUUUACGAGCUGGAGCAAGUGUACGAGUGGCUCGGCGGAGCCAACGACGUCGAGAUCACGCCCGAAGCGGGAAGACUCGACAAGAAGCUGAGUUGGGAUCCGAAGUCGUUGAAGAUGUUCCGAAAUGGUAUGGAUUCUAGGGUUCAAGAACCAAUCAAAGACAUUUUCAGAGACUGGCAUCGACGAAAAGGUGCUGACAACUAGAAUGAAGUUCGCGAAGGGCGCCGCGCAGGGCUCUUUGUCCCGCGCCGCCGUCGAUUGGAUGGUCCGCACCGCCGAUCUGUCCACCUACAUCGCUCAAUGGAAUUCUGGAGUACUUUUCAAGCGCUCGUUUCAACAAAACACGCAUCAAUUUCAGGGUUUCGGAGUCGACGAGCAGUUCAUUCAGAGUUUCCAAGUGAGCGCCGAGCUCGGAAUGCCCGGCCACUUCACCGACGAAUGUCUCAAAGUGCACAAGAACACCGACUUCGUCUCGAGAAUGUCCCAGUGGAUGUACGGAGGCGCCGAAAAGUGCGGAUCCAAGACGAUCAGGCACGCGAUCUGUCUGCUGGGAAUCGAGGAUCUACGGACGGUCGCCGCGUAUCCGAAUCUCAUGUUCAACAAGGUUCGGUUUCUCGUGCGCGUAAAGUGUGAGGACUUGCAGAAAAUCUGGAAAAAUUUGAUUGAAAUCCAAGAAAAACAAACGUACUAAAACUGGAUGUUCACAAUAAUUUGCCGUUUGAGAAACGCUUUCCACCUUUUUUUCUGUUUUAACGGCUUUACAACUAUUCUGGCAACAUUGCAGAACUCUAGUGGGCAUACACCAUAAAUGAAAUUCUUAAUCCGUCACACGGUCUCCAGAGCUGCUGACAAUGGGUGCAAGUGCGCCCGCCCGCCCAAUAGAGCGAUACAUUGGCGCGAAAUUCAAAUUUUAACUGCAAAAUUUGUGUUUUUUGCCAGAUGGGCCACGAAAAACCGAUAAUUUCUCAUUUGUCUCUCGAUAGACCGAUUGUAUAGGCUAUUACGAAUUUUUUAAGCGCUAGAGCGUUAAAUUUGGUCAAGUCGCAAAUCAAAUUUAUCCGUUUGAAGGUUUUUGGCUAAAACUGCGUGAAUUUCAGUUGCUUUUCGGUAAUUUUCGCGGUUCGAGCGCUCAAAAUGCUUGUAUUUACGUGAUUUAUCAUUCUCAAAACCAAUUCUGUUUGAAAACGGUAAAAAAAACGCAAAAUGAGAAGUGCGGUUUUGAGGCGGCGAAGGCGAAAAAGCAAAGUCCGCGAAAAAUGCGCCAAAACGUCAUUAAUUCUGAGAAUUAGUGUGUUUUCCUUGUCAAAAAAUCAUUUUUCAUCGUCGUUGACCACAAAAAAUCAGAGAACACGUGCUCAAUUCAUGAAAACGCCAUUUGGCCGCCGAGGCCACGCUCAUAUUGUCAGAUCUGGAGACCGUGGCGCGCGUUAAUAGACACGAAACUAACAAUAAUUGACCCAAAAACCGGUGGGUUUCAUUGGGAAAUAAAUCGGGAACGUCAAACAAGAUCACAAAUGGUUUUUAUUCAAAAAGCAACCCUUACAAGCGCUCUGUCUGAAACUGAAACCAUUUGCAGAUGAUGCCCUCCUUCGACUACUCAAUAGUCGAAUGCACCGCCGAGUUGCUCUUCAAUCGGACGUUUUUGGGUCAGGAGGAUCAUCCGUUGGAGGAAGACUAUUACACGAAUAUGGUCAAUGUCAGUUUGAGCUCUAACGAAUCGUCUUGAACUUUUUUUUCCAGGUGCUCUACCACAAACACCACAAAGAGCCGGGCUUCAAGUUGAAUUGUACGCCGAGUUACACGCGAUGGGCCGAACGACAAUAUCCAUUAUAG